This is a messenger RNA of Pedinophyceae sp. YPF-701, 1449 nucleotides long. The record is from the annotation of a GenBank genome assembly. Lineage: Eukaryota; Viridiplantae; Chlorophyta; Pedinophyceae.
AUGGCAGCGGACAGCGACGUGCGCGAGGUCGCGAACAACGUUGCUGUGCUCGAGGACGGAGACGGCAGGAAGGUGUACGUCCUCGGCAUCAGCCACGUAUCGAAGGUGUCGUGCGAUCACAUCGAGGCGCUGAUUCGCGCCGUGCGGCCCGACGCCGUCAUGCUCGAGCUGUGCAAGAAUCGCACGACGCUCAUGGUCGAGCCCGACGUCACAGGAGCAGCCCCGGACCAGCUCUGGCACGCCCCCGCGGUCUCAAUCUCCGGCCUCCCCACCGGAGCUGGGUGGCCCACCGAGCAGGAGCUGCUGGCCGCGCUGUCCACCAAGCCCUUCGCGCCGGUCACCCGCGCGACGAUGGACGCCGACGCCGCCGCCCUGAGGGCCACGGGCCUCUUCCACGACGUCCGCGUCCGCGCGGGACCUCCCCCGCCCGGCAGCGCUCCCCAGCUGCUCUGCACCGGCGCCGCCAAGGACCCCGCGCCCGUGCUGCCGAUGGGAGCCGUCGAGUUCGUCGCGCAGGCCGUCGCCAGCCCGCCCGAGGACUUCACCGCGCCGAGCCCGAAGCCCCCGCGGUACCCCGUGGCGCCGGAGGGCACGCGGCCGUGGAGGCUGGACGAGCGCGGCGGGGGUGUGCGCCCCGAGGACACGCCGCCCGCCUGGUCCGAGGCGCUGGCCGGGAAGCUCACGCGCGCGUUCGCGGAGAAGCAGGCCGAGGCGGGCCGCGUGGUCGGCAUCCAGCCGGGCGCGGCGUGGCGCGUGGCUGCUGCCGCCGCGGCGCAGAACGGAGCGCGGCUUGUGCUGCUGGGGGACUUGCCCACGUCGGUGACCAAGCGGGAGCUGACCACGGCGCUGUCCAGCGCGAUGACGUCGAAGGUCGUGGCCGCGGGGGCGAUCGUCGCUGCGGGCGCGGCUGCGGCGAGCGCGCUGCCUGGGGGGGGUGUCGCGGGGCAGGUCGCGACGGUUGCGGCGGCGGUGGCGGCGGGCGGAGCCCUGGUGGCAGCGCCGCUGCUCGGGCCGCUCAACGAGGUCGGGGAGUUCUCGCGGAUGUCGGGCCCGGAGAUCGAGAAGGCGGUGGCGGUGGGGUCGCCUGGGCUGGCGGGGAAGCGGGAGAUGACGAAGCUGUGGGGCGAGGACGCGCUCAUUGACUGGCCGGGCGCGCAGGGGCCGAUCAUCGACGCGCGCGACAGGCACAUGACGGAGGUGUUGCGGGGCGUUGUGGCGGGCAAGGGAGCGGCGCCGGCGUUCGUUGUGGGGCGCGGGGACGGUUCGGCGGGGGCGUUGAUGCGGUACAUGAUGCCGGAGGGGGCGUCGGAUAAAGAGACGUGUCCUGGUGGGUUCGGGGAGGGGUGCUACACGGUGCCGGGCGACGUGCGGACGGUGGUGGCGGUGGUGGGCACCGCGCACGUGGGGGGGAUGGUCCGGGCGUGGCAGGACGCGGGCACGGGGUCGUGA